UAAAUAUUUAAGUUUACAUUCUCUGCAACAGUACUGUGUUUUGGCAUUCCCAUCUCUAAAUGAGAGUAUAUUAAGUCUGUUAUUGUGUAAUCGAUGCAGGAAAUUGUAUGCCUAAUGCUGCAGUUACUUUGGUCAGUUUUUGAGACUGACAACCACUAUAGAAAAAAAGUCCUGUACUGUUGUGAACUUGUGGUCACUGAGCUAUUAAUAGAAUUGCUUCUCAUUUUGUUUAUGUACUCUUGGUGUGUUGAGAGAAAAAGGCAAAACUUACAGUAUGUAAUCAAUUAUCCUAUGUUGGACGCAGUAACUCAAAACACGCUUCCUGAAUAAGAUGUAUAGCCUGGCUGGGAAAAUGCAAAACUACUUCCUUUGCUGGUUAAGUAACAGUGGAUUAAUAACUUUUUGGAAGCGACAGCGCUUAGAUAACGAGAAAUUUCAAGAAAAUUUUGUCUUUUUACCGACCGUUGCUCUUUCCCUGCUUAUUCUGUGUCUGAUUGCAAAGGAAUUCUUAACUCUUGUUUCAGACUGGGCAGACAGAAGGAAAGUUAUGUCUAUUCAAAUGAGAUUGUAUUCGCUGUCAAAACGUCAAUUUGUUCUUGUAUUCUUUACAUUCAUUGCUGGGUUUCUGCUCUCUGUGUUUACUGGUUUUGCAGGCCCAGCCAUUAUAUCCACCACCCAUGUAAACACUUCACAUCUAAGUGAACCACCCACUUCCAUUGCUAGUGGUCCAUUCAAAUUCUUUUCUCCUGUCCUUUCAACGUUUAACCAACAAAUUUGGUUGCUGGCGAACUUGCACAUUCAAAACCCAACAGGCGCAACUUUUGGUCAACCCUUUCAACUUUCCGUCACUAUGUUCGCAAUCGGCGAAGACGGCGCCGGUAGUGCUGGGCUCUCCGUGCACGUUCGUGAGCGGACACUUUUGUGCCAUGGGCAGGGCUGGUGCGAACCCAUAGUGGUUCUACACCUUGGUUAUCUUGAAUAUACUAAGUUUCGUGUCAGUGUUAGUUUCGAUGGAUUGCAAAACAUAAGUUACCCUGUAAAUGAUGUGCAGUUUGAGUUCAAAACCUACAAUCCAGUUUUCACUCAAGUCGAAGUUUGGUUUAGAUUUGCGUUUCUGGUCGCCACGUUUAUCGUUACGUGUCUAUUUGCCCAUACACUGAGAAAAUAUCACAUGCAAAACUGGACGAUUGAACAAAAAUGGAUGUCGUUUCUAUUGCCACUUCUACUUUUAUAUAACGACCCAAUAUUCCCUCUUGGCUUCCUAGUUAAAAGUUGGGUACCUGGUAUACUGGAUACUGUGUUUCAGGCAGCUUUUUUAUGCACUUUACUAUUAUUCUGGUUAUGUGCUUUCCAUGGUAUUCGAUCAACCUCGGAGAAGCGACCAUUUCUAACUUUCUACCUUCCUAAAGUGCUCUUGUGCGGCCUCGUGUGGUUGGCAGCUGUCACCCUUGGAUCAUGGCAACAGUACAAUGAAUUACUAGACCCCACCUACCAAUACAGGAUCGACAUGAAAAACUUUUUGGGAAUGAAGGUGUUUUUCUUUAUCAUUGGAUCGGUUUACAUUAUGUAUCUUGUCUUCCUAUUAAUACGAGCAUGUACAGAGCUGCAUACAAAGCCUUAUUUUAAUCUAAGGCUCAAGUUUCUCACUGGCAUCACUGCUUGUGUAAUUGCUGUAAGUGUUGCCAUUGUGGUUUUGAGGUUCGGGUCCCAGGUGCUUCAGGACAAUUUUGUGGCUCAAAUCUCAACCAAAUAUCAAAACUCUGCAGAAUUUGUUUGUUUCUACGCUCUAUUAAACUUCUACACUUACACGAUGGCAUUUGUUUAUUCACCUUCGCAAAACUAUGGAACAGCUGGUGAGCGUAGGCCAUUCGCACUUAGCCAUACUUCCGUGCUGACACCGGAUUCACCCUUGUGAAUGAUUCAGAUGAAGAUGUUAUUUAUGGAAACUAUGAAGAGAUGCCGCUCACAAAUGGAGUUCAUAAGAUGCAUAAAUAUGACUCAGAUUAAACAAGCAACACAGUGUAGUAUAGUUGGUGUUGGGAGGUGUAGAGACACAGAUACUAAUGUACUGUGUUGGGGGGUACAGGCCCAAGUUGUUCCAAUAUCGUUGAAAACAAUCUAAAAUUCCAGCAAAGGAUUUUACAUACCAAGUAACUGUAUGAUAAGUUACUGCUAUAUGUAUUUUUAAAGGUGAAAAUAGUUGUACUUAUAGUCAUAACUAUUAUAUUAGAUUGUGAAGCAGGUUGUUGCAUUACCUAAAGUUCCUAAACAAAGGAAAUGCUUUAAUUAGCUUUUUGGCUCCUCUGGUGUAAACGUUUUGUAAUAAUUGUUAAUUGCAUUCUAAAAAAACAUGAUUUUUUUUCGAAAAAUAAGUCUUUCCAAAUGGUAGACAGAACAAUAGAAUAAAAUCAAUGUUUUUGUACCAAAAGGUUCCAAAAGUCUAUAUUGCAAUAUGCCUAGUAACAGAUGAAAAUGAAUUGUAUGCUUGUUAUAAGCAAUAUAGGAAUUUCAUAACAGUUUUGCACCAUUUUAGAAAUCGUUAACCGUUUUUUCCGAAUAUUUGUAUUUUCCCGAAUAAUAUUAUGUGCAAUCAAGUUUAAAUUCGCAAAAGUUUUUUAUUUAAUUUAAAUAACAUCACACCUUUUUGAAGCUACAUUUUUAGUCAUAUUAUUUACAUUUUUCUUCUUUCAAUUACUGCCAAAUUACGUUAAUGCAAAUAUGUUUUUACUUAAAAGUUACGAACUCUUUCGGUUUCAUAGACAUUUUCGCAAAAAGUAACAACAUUUCAGCCAUAUUUUUACACAUUAAAUGCUAACAUCAUUCCAUUUACUAUGUUAAUACUCCACCAUACAAUUUAAAUCACAAAUUAAACUUACUUUUGCA
Messenger RNA from Ciona intestinalis (vase tunicate), 2883 nucleotides. NCBI's taxonomy places the organism in Eukaryota, Metazoa, Chordata, Ascidiacea, Phlebobranchia, Cionidae. The record is from RefSeq and is a predicted model, not a curated record.